AUAGCGGCGGGCGCGGAGCGCGCAGCGUUCCUCCCGCUGGCCCCGGCCGCGGCGCCCUUCAGUUCCCCCAGCGACGGCGCCAUGGAGCGGCCGGCGCCACUGGCAGUGCUGCCCUUCUCGGACCCCGCGCACGCGCUGAGCCUGCUUCGCGGCCUGAGCCAGCUCCGCGCCGAGCGCAAGUUCCUGGACGUGACACUGGAGGCGGCGGGCGGGCGCGACUUCCCCGCGCACCGCGCCGUGCUGGCGGCCGCCAGCCCCUACUUCCGCGCCAUGUUCGCGGGACAGCUGCGCGAGAGCCGCGCUGAGCGGGUGCGCCUGCACGGCGUGCCGCCCGACAUGCUGCAGCUGCUGCUGGACUUCAGCUACACGGGCCGCGUGGCGGUGAGCGGCGACAACGCCGAGCCGCUGCUGCGAGCCGCCGACCUGCUGCAGUUCCCGGCGGUAAAGGAGGCGUGCGGCGCCUUCCUGCAGCAGCAGCUCGACCUGGCCAACUGCCUGGACAUGCAGGACUUCGCCGAGGCCUUCAGCUGCGCGGGGCUGGCGAGCGCGGCGCAGCGCUUCAUCCUGCGCCACGUGGGCGAGCUGGGCCCAGAGCAGCUGGAGCGCCUGCCGCUGGCGCGCCUGCUGCGCUACCUGCACGACGACGGGCUGUGCGUGCCCAAGGAGGAGGCCGCCUACCAGCUGGCGCUGCGCUGGGUGCGCGCGGACCCGCCGCGCCGCGCCGCGCACUGGCCGCAGCUGCUCGAGGCUGUGCGCCUCCCUUUCGUGCGCCGCUUCUACCUGCUGGCGCACGUCGAGGCCGAGCCGCUGGUGGCGCGCUGCCCGCCCUGCCUGCGCCUGCUGCGCGAGGCACGCGACUUCCAGGCGGCGCGCUACGACCGCCACGACCGCGGGCCCUGCCCGCGCAUGCGCCCGCGCCCCUCCACCGGCCUCGCGGAGAUCCUCGUGCUCGUGGGCGGCUGCGACCAGGACUGCGAUGAGUUGGUCACCGUCGACUGCUACAACCCGCAGACGGGCCAGUGGCGCUACCUGGCCGAGUUCCCCGACCACCUGGGCGGGGGCUACAGCAUCGUGGCGCUGGGCAACGACAUCUACGUGACGGGUGGGUCUGACGGCUCCCGGCUCUAUGACUGCGUGUGGAGGUACAAUUCCAGUGUGAACGAGUGGACAGAGGUGGCGCCCAUGCUGAAGGCCCGCGAGUACCACAGCUCCUCCGUGCUGGACGGGCUGCUGUACGUGGUGGCUACAGACAGCACGGAGCGCUACGACCAUACCACGGACUCCUGGGAGGCCCUGCAGCCCAUGACCUACCCCAUGGACAACUGCUCCACCACCGCCUGCCGUGGCCGCGUCUAUGCCAUCGGCUCCCUGGCCGGCAAGGAGACCAUGGUGAUGCAGUGCUACCACCCAGACACGGACCUGUGGUCGCUGGUGGACUGUGGCCAGCUCCCACCCUGGUCCUUCGCCCCCAAGACCGUGACUCUGAAUGGACUUAUGUACUUCAUCAGGGACGAUUCUGCGGAGGUGGACGUGUAUAACCCCACAAAGAACGAAUGGGACAAGAUCCCAUCUAUGAAUCAGGUGCAUGUGGGGGGCAGCCUGGCUGUCCUUGGAGGGAAGCUCUACGUCUCAGGUGGUUACGACAAUACGUUUGAACUCUCUGAUGUGGUGGAGGCCUAUGACCCAGAGACUCGGGCCUGGAGUAUUGUGGGACGGCUCCCAGAGCCCACCUUCUGGCAUGGCAGCGUCAGCAUCUUCCGCCAGUUCAUGCCCCAGAUGCCCUCGGGUGGGCGUGGCUUUGAACUGACCAGUGGCAGCAGUGACCUGGAUGUGGCCCGGCCCCGGCUGCCGCAGAGCCCCGGCCAGCUGCACUAGCCCCGGCCCGGCCCGGGGAGGGCCUCGGUGCAGGUGACACGGCACGUCUGCGGGGGGCGGUGAGCCCCUCCUCCGUGCACCAGGACAGGUUGGGCUCAGCAGGUGGAGCCUGGGUUCGGACUGCUGAGUGAGCCUCAGGCUCUGACCCCAGGAGAGUUUCUGUGCUUGUAGAGCCUGACUCACAGCUGCUGGGACCACAGCUGGUUGCAGAUGCCCCUCCCUCGGUCCAGGAAGAGCGGCCUCCCUGCCAGCCCAGGUCUCUGGCUCCAGCAGGUGACCCC
Odobenus rosmarus divergens (Pacific walrus) is the source of this 2156-nucleotide messenger RNA. RefSeq names its product kelch-like family member 21 (gene KLHL21). The record is from RefSeq and is a predicted model, not a curated record. NCBI's taxonomy places the organism in Eukaryota, Metazoa, Chordata, Mammalia, Carnivora, Odobenidae. Gene Ontology annotation, biological process: protein ubiquitination. The transcript is spliced from 4 exons. Bases 82 to 1875 code for a protein of 597 amino acids. Gene Ontology annotation, molecular function: protein binding.